CACACACACUCCACCACCAUCUCACUCUCCCUUUCUUUCUUUUCAUUUCAAUAUUCACUCUUCUCUCUCUCUCAUAACCAACAAACCGCAUUCCCAAUGGCGGAUCUUAACCAAACACAUAGACCCGCCACCGCCCCUUCAUCCUCAUCCGCCGUCUUCCUAAGAAAGCUUCAAGACAACCUCCACGCGACAAACUCAACUCAGCUCGCCGGCAUCCUAACCCUACUCGUCACCGGUUCCAUCUUCCUCCUUCUAACCGGCUUAACCGUCUCUGGUACAGUCUUCGCUCUCAUCUUCUUCUCCCCGUUGAUCAUCGUUUCGAGCCCCAUAUGGGUCCCAGCUGGAACCUUCUUCUUCCUCCUCGCCGCUGGUUUCUUGUCCAUAUGUGGAUUUGGUGUCAUCGCUGUGGCGGGUUCCUCUUGGUCCUACCGUUACUUUAAGGGUCUCCACCCGGCCGGUUCGGACCGGGUUGAUUAUGCUCGGAACCGGAUUUAUGAGACGGCUUCACAUGUUAAAGAUUGUGCUAUAGAAUAUGGUGGGUAUUUGCAGAGUAAGGUCAAGGAUGCAGCGCCUGGUGCUUGAACCGAACCGGUUUAGUUCCAUAGUUUAUACUACAUCAUAUAUAUUGAACCGGGUUUUUUGUUGUUUUUUUUGUUGUUAAAUGUUAUUAUUAUAUGUAUGUGUGUACGUAAUGGUGGUAUAAUUAAGAUGUGUUGUUAUUCUUUUGUUCCUUUUCUCUUUGGAGUAGUGUGAUGGUGUGUUUUUAUCUAUGUCUCGGUGUUUGUUUUGCGGCAUAGUUUUGUAUGAAUUUUGAAAUGGGAAUGAGAUUGAGAAGGAUCCUAAGUA
This is a messenger RNA of Vicia villosa (hairy vetch), 846 nucleotides long. Its product is annotated as oleosin-like. Lineage: Eukaryota; Viridiplantae; Streptophyta; Magnoliopsida; Fabales; Fabaceae. The transcript has a single exon. Gene Ontology annotation, cellular component: membrane; monolayer-surrounded lipid storage body. The record is from RefSeq and is a predicted model, not a curated record. Gene Ontology annotation, biological process: lipid storage. Bases 97 to 582 code for a protein of 161 amino acids.